Nicotiana tabacum (common tobacco) is the source of this 2072-nucleotide messenger RNA. Its product is annotated as 3-ketoacyl-CoA synthase 10-like. Gene Ontology annotation, molecular function: acyltransferase activity, transferring groups other than amino-acyl groups. Gene Ontology annotation, biological process: fatty acid biosynthetic process. Gene Ontology annotation, cellular component: membrane. Lineage: Eukaryota; Viridiplantae; Streptophyta; Magnoliopsida; Solanales; Solanaceae. The record is from RefSeq and is a predicted model, not a curated record.
UUUCACCUCCUUUCAUUAUCUUGUAUGUAAAAGAGACAUUAUCCCUAUAUUUCUACGUACACAGUUUCAUCGGAAGAAAAAAAUCAACGACAAUAAUUACGUCUCAGUCUCAAAAUAUGGCUAGAGAAGAACAUCUUCUAUCAACGGAGAUUGUGAACCGUGGGAUAUCAGAUGGGGGAUCUCAAACGUUCUCCGUUAGGGUACGGAGGCGUUUGCCGGAUUUCUUGCAGUCAGUAAACCUAAAAUAUGUGAAAUUAGGGUAUCAUUACUUGAUAAACCAUGGAAUAUAUUUGGCUACAGUGCCAGUGUUGGUGUUGGUUUUCAGUGCUGAAGUGGGCAGCCUUAGUAGAGAGGAGCUGUGGAGGAAAGUUUGGGAUAACGCAGCUUGUUAUGACUUGGCUACAGUCUUGUCAUUUGUAGCACUUUUUGUGUUCACUCUCUCUCUUUACAUCAUGUCUAAGCCAAGACCUAUUUACCUUCUUGAUUUUGCAUGUUACAAACCAAGUGAUGAUCUUAAGGUAACAAAGGAACAGUUCAUUGAGCUAGCAAGAAAAUCCGGCAAAUUCGACGAACCAAGUCUCGAAUUUCAGAAAAGAAUCUUAGAAUCCUCUGGAAUUGGCGACGAAACUUACGUCCCAAAAGUCAUUGGAUCGUCGGAAAACACCGCCACCAUGAAAGAAGGCCGAGCCGAGGCAUCAAUGGUUAUGUUCGGCGCACUCAACGAACUGUUCGAAAAGACGAAGAUUCGACCAAAGGACGUUGGAAUAUUAGUGGUGAACUGUAGCAUUUUCAACCCAACACCUUCACUUUCAGCAAUGAUAAUAAAUCACUACAAAAUGAGAGGAAAUAUACUUAGUUUUAAUUUAGGAGGAAUGGGUUGCAGUGCUGGGAUUAUAGCAUUGGAUUUGGCACGUGACAUGUUACAAGCUAACCCGAAUAGUUAUGCAGUGGUGGUUAGUGCUGAAAUGGUUGGAUUUAAUUGGUAUCCAGGUAAAGAAAGGUCUAUGCUUAUACCUAAUUGCUUUUUUCGGAUGGGUUGCUCCGCCCUUCUCCUCUCUAAUCGCCGCCGUGACUACCGCCGUGCUAAGUACAGCCUCGAGCACAUCGUCAGGACACACAAAGCUUCCAAUGAUCGGGCAUUCAGGUGCAUCUACCAAGAAGAAGAUAGCCAACGUUACAAGGGACUAAGGAUCAGCAAAGAUUUAGUAGAAGUUGGAGGAGAUGCUCUGAAAACCAACAUUACCACAUUAGGCCCUUUGGUUCUACCUUUAUCAGAACAACUCUUCUUCUUUGGAAACCUAGUCUGGAGACACUUAUUUGGCAAUAAAAAUAAUAAUAAUAAUAAUAAUAAUGCCAAAGGCAAUUCCACUUCCCAACUGGCCAAUAAGCCCUAUAUUCCAGACUACAAACUCGCCUUCGAGCACUUUUGUUUUUAUGCAGCCAGCAAAACUGUCCUUGAUGAGCUUCAAAGGAACUUAGAGCUGAGUGAGAAUAAUAUGGAAGCUUCUCGGGCCACACUGCACCGAUUUGGUAACACGUCUAGUAGCAGCAUUUGGUAUGAGUUGGCUUAUUUGGAGGCUAAGGAGAAAAUUACGAGAGGUGAUCGUGUGUGGCAAAUUGCUUUUGGUUCAGGUUUUAAGUGUAACAGUGCUGUUUGGAAAGCCAUUCGCCGUGUUAAAAAGCCUUCAACAAAUCCUUGGAUUGAUUGCGUUGAUAUGUACCCUCAGUCUCUCACACAAUAAGUGUGGAUUUUCAUGAAAGAUUUGGAGUAACAAGAUGGAGAUCUUGAAUGAAUGACUAUAUAAAUGUAUAGUCAAGAAUAUAUUGGUUACGUUAUUAUAAUUAAGUUGAUUUUGUGGAAAGGAUUAACAAACAUAUAUAUAGGUUCUUUCCAAUAUAAAUUUUGGCCUUGGCCUUUAGAUAUGAUGUUCACCUUAAUCUUCAAGAAUUGAUCUUUACAUCAUUAUAUAUAAGUAAUGGUCAUGCAAAUAUAGAGAGCAUAUCUUUGUUAUUGUCGACAAUUUGUGUAAUAAAUGUAUUAUGACAUUAUACAUUGCUGAUCGAUAAACAAA